This is a messenger RNA of Penicillium argentinense, 831 nucleotides long. RefSeq lists its product as uncharacterized. Gene Ontology annotation, molecular function: oxidoreductase activity. The coding region runs from base 1 to 831 and encodes 276 amino acids. The transcript has 2 exons. The record is from RefSeq and is a predicted model, not a curated record. NCBI's taxonomy places the organism in Eukaryota, Fungi, Ascomycota, Eurotiomycetes, Eurotiales, Aspergillaceae.
AUGACUCAGAUCAAAGAUGUGGAAGCCGAGUUGGUCUUUUGCAAGAGACUUAAGUGCCAGAAUCUGGAGGUAGACUUCACCAAAGCCAAGCCCGAGGUGUGUCUGGAAUCAUUGAAAAAACUCAACGAGAGUCGGACUGUGCUGGUGAAGGACCUUCGGGGUCAGGAGAAGCUGUUUAGUCUGGAACAGAAUGGGUUUCAGUAUGUGUGGAACGACAUGCCCGAGCUCGAGGGUGCGGCAGAGCCGAGCCAUGUGGAGACUGUAAUUAUACCCAGGACGGAGGCCCUUGUACGGCAGCUAACUGGCGCCACGAGAACUGUCUCUUUCACCCAUCGAGUGCGAUGCUUCAGUGUCGAUGAGGGCUUGCUUGCGAAUAACCGCGCCCCUGCGCAUAGCGUGCAUUCCGACUUUACGCCUGCGGGUGCGCUGCGCAACCUGGAGUCGGUGAUCCCGGACGCAGACGAAAGGGAGCAGCUGUUGCAGCGUCGGGUCAUGGCCAUCAAUGUCUGGCGACCCUUGAAGACGGUUCAGCGAGACCCUCUCGCCGUGUGUGACUGGACCACGCUGGACUGGCGGAAUGACCGCAUCGCGAACCGCCUCGUGCUGCCAACCGGGUGGAAUGAGCUGGGCAAGUAUGCGUUCAAUGCGAGUCAACAAUGGUAUUAUCUUGCGCAGCAGCAGCCACAGGAAGCAUUGAUCUUCACGCAAUUCGACAGCGAGCAGGCGGAUGAAGGAAGCAUGACGCUGCCUCACACGGCGUUUGUGGUGCCGAAUUCGGAGACGCUGGCAGCAAGGGAGAGCAUCGAGAUCAAGAUGUUUGCCUUCUUCUGA